ACAAACAAUAAAGCAAUCAAGUUAAUUAAAGAAGGAAAUGAUGGGAGACCAGUGCAGGAAAAACUACGUUUAAAAGAACGAUUGAUAUAACCGUGGCAGAGAGAGUACAGAGACAGAAGAGUCUCAAAGAUCUCUUCUGAAGCAGGUGGUAGUUAGAUAAUCCAGGUAAGUCUUUAAUGCUAAAGAUGGGCAGGGAGGAGAGAUGGCUAAUUGUGGCCUGCUAAUCCAGCACCUCCCCCAAGUUCACCCACCUCUACAUGUCACAUACAGAAAAGACCAAGAACUAGUAUUUGGGAAGGGAGAAAAUAGUGACCAACUGGACUACUUGAGGUUCAUAUACCCUGUAUGGAAUGUAGCUGUGCCAUACCAUCUCUCUCUGUAUCCUGUUUCUGCUAUUCACACAACUAUGGGAGAAGUCCAGAAGGGUUUGUUAUCAGUCAUCGAGAAGUUAAAGGGCACUACAGAGCAAGAACUACGCAUAGUGCUUCUCGGCCUGGAUAAUGCUGGAAAAACCACUUUGCUCAAACAGCUCGCCUCUGAAGAUGUAAACACAAUCACGCCAACUCAGGGUUUCAACAUUAAAAGCGUCUCCUGCGAUGGCAUGAAGCUCAACGUGUGGGAUAUCGGAGGUCAGAGGAAGAUUCGACCGUUUUGGAAAAAGUAUCUGGAGCACACAGAUUUAUUGAUCUAUGUGAUUGACAGCGGAGACAAAAAGAGAUUUGAGGAAACAGGACUGGAGCUUUCAGAACUCAUCGAUGAGGAAAACCUCAAAGGUGUGCCAUUGCUCAUCUUUGCCAAUAAGCAGGACUUGGCCACAGCUUCACCUGCCAGUGAGAUCGCUGAGGGACUCAACCUGCACACAUACAGAGACAGAGAGUGGCAGAUUCAGGCUUGCUCUGCUGUGUCUGGGGAAGGUGUACAGGAUGGCAUGAACUGGAUCAUCAACAAUAUUGCAAAUAAGAAGAAAUGAAUCCACUACCUUAUUUUGUACAGUCACUCCAAUGUCUUUGAAAGACACUUUUUUGUAAUAACAAUAAUAAUGAGCAGCCAUCUUCAUGUCUGUAAAUUAGCUACCAACAGAAACCAUUCCUCUGUUAUCAUUUAUUCUCUUACAGAGAUUUUUUGUUGCUGUCUGACUUUUAUUUUGUGCAAACUGUCACUGUGUGUGAGAGAUAUGAAACCGGGAUAUAAAUAAUGCACAAAAGCAGAAUUUGCUGCCUAAAAUAAAGUGGAGUCUUUCAUGUAACUGUUACAAGUAUGUAGAGUUUUCGUCAGAUGUUUUUGUAGUUGUCAUAACAGGAAGAGCAGAACUCUUUGCUAAAGAUGAAAUGUGAAGAUCAUGUUUUACUGGAUUUUGUAGUCUAUGAUUAUCUUGUGUGUGUGAUUAUGUGAUGGUGGUAAUAAAUAAAAUGUUGCUGAAGUUCUUUUAAGUUGAAGUGUGUUUACUUUUUAUUUUGAUCAAAUACUUUGUUCUAUCACAUGCAGGCUAAUAUGCAAAGGUAGCUACA
Molecule: messenger RNA, 1508 nt
Organism: Misgurnus anguillicaudatus (oriental weatherfish)
Lineage: Eukaryota; Metazoa; Chordata; Actinopteri; Cypriniformes; Cobitidae
Gene: arl3l1
Product: ADP ribosylation factor like GTPase 3, like 1
Molecular function (GO): GTP binding; GTPase activity
Source: RefSeq, a predicted model, not a curated record